This is a messenger RNA of Parascedosporium putredinis, 1014 nucleotides long. Lineage: Eukaryota; Fungi; Ascomycota; Sordariomycetes; Microascales; Microascaceae. The record is from the annotation of a GenBank genome assembly.
AUGGCUCAGACAACGACAACGACGACAGAAAAGAAGGCCAUCCUCGGCAAGGUCCUGGUCAUUGGCGGCAAUGGCUUCCUCGGCCACCACAUCGUCAAGCUCCUCUUCUCCAGCUGGAGCGCCACCGUCGCCGUCAUCGACCUCAAGUGCGAGCGCAACCGCCUCGACGGCGCCCAGUAUUUCGAGGCCGACAUCACCAACGCCGACGCCGUCAAGGCCGUCUUUGACCAGUUCCGCCCCGACAUCGUCAACGUCGAGGGCACCAAGGUCAUUGUCGACGCCUGCCUCCACGCCGGCGUCAAGGUCCUCGUCUACACCAGCUCCGCCAGCAUUCUCUCCGACAACAAGACCGACUUGAGGAACGCCAACGAGAACUUCCCCGUCAUCCGCGCCCCCACCAGACCGACCGAAGACAUCGUCCUCAAGGCCAACCGCACCGGCGAACACAACCUCCUCACCGCCGCCAUCCGUCCCGCCGGCAUCUUUGGCGAGGGCGACGGCAUGACCACCAAGCACAUGGUCCAAAUCUACGUCGACGGCCGCACCAACGUCCAGGUCGGCGACAACAACAACCUCUUCGACUUUACCUACGUCGGCAACGUCGCCCACGCCCACCUCCUCGCCGCCCUCCGCCUCCUCGCCACCUACCGCCUCCAUCCCACCGUGCCCCUCGACACCGAGCGCGUCGACGGCGAGGCCUUCCUCGUCACCAACGACAGCCCCAUGUACUUUUGGGACUUUGCCCGCACCAUGUGGCGCGCCGCCGGCCGGGACGCCGGCCUCGAGGGCGUCUGGAAGCUGCCCGUCGACGUCGGCAUCCUCCUCGGCUUCCUCAGCGAGCGCAUCGUCUACUCUUCCAUGACUAGGUACUACAACAUCAACAAGGCCAAGGAGAGGCUUGGCUACCGCCCCAUCGUCUCCCUCGAGGAGGGCGUCAACAGGGCCGUCCAAUGGUGCCUCGAGGACAACAAGCAGCUUGGCGCCGCCGCUGCUGCUAGGAAGAAGCAACAAUAA